This is a messenger RNA of Aspergillus candidus, 705 nucleotides long. RefSeq lists its product as uncharacterized. The transcript has 3 exons. The record is from RefSeq and is a predicted model, not a curated record. The coding region runs from base 340 to 669 and encodes 109 amino acids. Lineage: Eukaryota; Fungi; Ascomycota; Eurotiomycetes; Eurotiales; Aspergillaceae.
UUAGUCUCCUCCUGCAGAGCAAGACCCAUCAUGAUCUCCUCACUACCACCACCAACGACAUGGACACGAGCAUCACGACUGAUCUGCUCCACGCGCGCUCCCUUACCAGCCUUGUUGUAACCAGCACCUCCAAAGAUCUGCUGGGCUUCGCGGACGCUUUUCUCUAGAGCUCGGGUGGACAUUACCUUGAGCAACGCCGUCAUGCCUCCGAUUCGGACAUCGUCCGUCGGCCUGUGCUUGGUCUGCUCGACGAUGUUGACUAGCUGCUCCAUGAACGCGUAUGCGGGUUCAAUCAUGAGCCCGAAUUUGAAUAUCUUGGACUGGAUCGCUUGCUUUUGAAUGAGUGGGGAGCCGAAGGUCUCGCGCUGCACGGCGUAUUUGAAGGCGUCCUCUGCGCAGACGCGUGCUAGUCGUAAGGAUGCACAGGCGAGGGAGAGACGCUCGGGAUUGAAGUUGGACAUGAUGAGAGGGAAACCGUUGUUCUCCUCGCCAAUCAGGUGGUCAGCCGGGACUCGAACAUCGUCGAGUUCAAUGAAUGUCGAGCCACUAGCAUUGACACCCGAGUUGUGCAUCCUCUUGCGAGUCACCCCGGGAGCCGCUAGAGGAAUCACCAGCAGACUGAUCCCAGAUUUCCCAGGUCCUCCGGUCCUGACCGCAGCCGUACAGUAGUCGGCCCAGAUACCAUUCGUGAUCCACUUCUUCGAU